CUUUCACGUCAAUCCGUUUCGAAGUUCUCGCAGCAUCGUCAUCCGUGGUUUCUUUCAAUGAGCGAGGUCGUAAACGCUAUCGUUGCUUUUGCAGUUAUCGUCAUUAUAUUCCGAUGGGCAACUUCAUCAGCCAGCGACUCUUCCAGCAGGUCAGCAUCUUCAGCUCUUGGCUUCAGGCCAAAGAAUGUGACGCAGGAAAUGGUCAAUCAGAUACAUUCCAUGUUUCCGACCAUACCACAAGAUAACAUCCGUUAUGACUUGCUGAGGACAGGGAGCGUCGAGAUUACCUCAAAUAAAAUUCUCGAGCGUGGAUAUCUUGAUGCGCCUCCUCCAGCAUAUUUCACUGUUUAUUCUCGUGCAGAGGUUUCCCCACAACUCCGGCAAAUUGCUCCUCAAGGGCAAUCGACAAGUUUAGCACCAACCCCGAAAGAAAAUCUUAUAUCCCGUUACAAGCUACAAGACCGAGCACUAUCUUCCACUUUCUCACCUGAAGAUCAUCCUGACACCGGUAAAGCCAACUGGGAGGACACGUCGGAGAAGCGUGAGGCUAGUUUGCAGGAAAGGAAAGCACGAAUGAUUUUGGCCGCCAGACAGCGACUGCUGGCACAACAGACUCAGAAAGAAGAGACAGGCGCGGCAUCAGGGUCUUCGUCACACUGAACAUAUCAUGGAACAAUAUGUCCUUGCAGCAAUGAUUCGGAUGCCCUGACUUCUUGCAUAAUAAGCGUUACUAAAUGCUCUGUACUUAUUGUUGUCGUCUUGCUCAUACAUCUCAUGUCUCAACAUCCUGGACGGACCAUCAUCAUUUGCAAUUCUUUCCUUUGCAGGUCCGACAACAAUGUGAUAUAAUUCCUGUUCAUCCACUGUCUUUUAAAGCUAUACUAGCACGAUCAGUCAGAAUGCUGAGUUGUCAAAGUCUCAGUGGUUUGGGCGCCACUGCUGGUGAGUAAUAGUGCCUGAUACAUCUGAUUAACCCACAAAAAGUUAUCUCUUAGCUGCUUACGACUGCAUCAUGUGGUACGACAACCAUGUUUAUCUCAUAACCUUGUCGAUGGCUGACGAUAUAUUGUCUUGCGGUCCGAGAAAACUAGAUAUAUUAAAAUCAUACCAUACCAUACCUGCUUGAAUGGGUAAUAGCCAACGUUCGC
This is a messenger RNA of Suillus bovinus, 1148 nucleotides long. RefSeq lists its product as uncharacterized. Bases 58 to 660 code for a protein of 200 amino acids. NCBI's taxonomy places the organism in Eukaryota, Fungi, Basidiomycota, Agaricomycetes, Boletales, Suillaceae. Gene Ontology annotation, molecular function: ubiquitin binding. The transcript has 6 exons. The record is from RefSeq and is a predicted model, not a curated record.